Messenger RNA from Lindgomyces ingoldianus, 1098 nucleotides. RefSeq lists its product as uncharacterized. The transcript has a single exon. The record is from RefSeq and is a predicted model, not a curated record. Bases 312 to 1004 code for a protein of 230 amino acids. Lineage: Eukaryota; Fungi; Ascomycota; Dothideomycetes; Pleosporales; Lindgomycetaceae.
GGAAAAGCGUGGAGGUGACAGUGAAAGGAAAGUGCUUCCAGGAGCAUCAGUCCAUGAUAGAUGUACUGGGUCCGCAGGGGGAGUUGGCUACAUUUGGGUGUGGGACGGGACGGUCGCCAUCCCGAAAUCCUAGCGAGCAGGACAGGCUAUCUCCAUAGCAUGCACAAAAGCCUUUUGAUGUGCUGGCAAUUACUUUUCUGCAUUCCGAACCGCAUUAGUGAGAAGGUUGCAAUAUAUGCUUGUGGCCGCGGGAGUUGGGCGAGUGCGAGUAGGGCACGAGCGCACCCUUGGGGGUUAGGGCGGCGCAUGCCAUGUGUGCAUUCGUGACUCGCUUCUUUCACGAGAGGAGGCCCUGUGCAGCUGUUCGCAGGCCGCCGUUGUCAGCAAGACACCGUGUGGUGCCAGAUCAUCUGGAUCGUUUGGAAGUCGAGCGCGCGAGCCGUCCCGAAAAGGAGCAGGGCUGGUCCGGAUCGACUUGGAAUGACCCUUAUUCGUGGUGGCAGAGGGUUGGCGGCCAAAGAGGGCUGCAGGACUGCAGGACUGCAAGGACCGCAGGCUGCGCGAGAGAAGGAAGUACAGGAAGAAUGGACAAGUCGUCCUUUAAUAGCUGCGCAGCCCUCUAUUGGAGUGGCAGGCGUGACAGCACCAACUGCACCGCUCAUUUGGCUGCAACGAUGAUACCGAGGCAGACGACACGGACGACACGGAGACGACACGAUGAUGUGUGUUCCUUCACCGUAACUUCUGGGCAGUCCCUAUCGGAGGGGAAGAAAGAAGUUCCGCGAUCGCCGGGCCUGGCCAGGUUACUGGUCGGCAGAGGAUGUCUCGAAGAACGAAACGCCUAUAGACCUAGGUACCAAAGGAUAGGGCUCAUCGGGCGCAAGGCGGAUGAGAUAUCUCUCAACGGAACUUUCACUCCGGGCGUGACGCCGAGCUCGCGUUCUGGUGAGCUACAGAAGCCCGGACUUCGUUCAACGACAGCGGCAGCAUCCGCACUGUUUUGAGACCUUUGGUUCAUGAACUGAGAACGACAGGCGACGAGAGGUAGCCUAGCGUCGAGAGAAAUGGGAGUGAUGCGACGAGGCUCAAGAAAAGAAG